Messenger RNA from Symbiodinium necroappetens, 4316 nucleotides. NCBI's taxonomy places the organism in Eukaryota, Dinophyceae, Suessiales, Symbiodiniaceae. The record is from the annotation of a GenBank genome assembly.
GUCCAAUCCUCGACGAGCUCGGCGGCAAGCAAGUGCAAAACAAGUACCAGGUCUGCGUUGUGCAGGAAACGCACUGGUCAGCCAGCUCAGAAUACUUCUCGGGAAAGUGGGUGUGCGUGCACAGUGCGCCGGCCCCCACCGAAACCACCACCGACAGGUAUGCUGGACUGCUCAUCCUGCUGUCGCGAGCCUACUUCCAGGACCCGGCUGUGCAUGAGGUCAUCGGCGGCCGCGUGGUGCACGUUAGAGCUAAACCCAAACAUUCGGAUGUUAGUCUUGACAUAGUUGCUACUUAUCAGCACGUUUGGCGCAGCCAAUUGUCCACACAGGACAACUCCCGGCUAAGGGAUUCGGUUUGGGAUGCUCUUGAUGCCACUCUCAGCUCUCUGCCUUCUCGCGAUAUCCUCUUUGCAUGCGGGGAUUAUAACACCAAUCUGAGGCCGCAGCACCCACAUGUGGGAAAUGCUGUGGGGCCAGUCACCAGUGCAAGUACGCUAGACAGUAGAAUGCCUCAGCUGCUCGUCCAUCACGACCUAUGCGCGCUAAAUAGCUGGCACGCGCGGCCGAUGCACACAUACUAUGGCCAUACCGGCUACUCGCAAAUCGAUUACGUCAUUACCCGUAGGAACGUGGCCACGGGGAACAGCCGCCAGGCCCGUCCCUUGCAUCAAUUUCCGGUCGCAGGGUGGCGUUUAGCCGGUCACCUGCCUAUUGAGGCUCAGCUACCAAUGCUUCCAGUGCACUGGCGACCAGGUCGCCCCCAGCGCAGCGCGCCGCCUGUUGAUAAAGCCCGACUGCUCGAGGCUGCCACCAGCUGCAAUGAGGAUGCGGUGGCCUUGCAAACCCUGGUUGCUGCAAAGCUGCAGGAUCUUCCCGUCACCGACCCGCAUGCCCUGCAUACCCGUGUCAAUCAGAUACUGCAGCAAUGCGUGCGGCAGGUUUUUCCUCCGCCUCAAGCUACGGAUGGCCGUGUCAGCGCCCAAGCGCCUUUCCGUGCCUCAGCCAAGCAUACCUGGCGCCUGUAUGCCUUGCUGCGUAGGCCACGCGUGGCCACCAUUGCCGCCAUGCUCCACAAAUGGAAGCUGCAUCUGGCAUUCGCCCGGGCCUCCAGAGCUCUCCGUCAGCAAAGCAAGGAUCUCAAGCGAGCUGCAUUUACCAGCAAAUUGAUGCAGGCCGAGGAAGCGGCCCAACGGGGAGAUCAGCGCACCCUGUUCCAGAUUGUCCGGUCCUUAACUCCUUCGCCGGGGCGUGCAUUCUCACGUCUCCGUAAUGAUGAGGGGCAGCUCCUCAGCAAAAGUGCCGAAGUCCUGGCCUUGGUAGAACAGGGCAAGACCACCUAUGCCCAACAUAAUGACCAACCUCUCAGUGACUCCCUCCAAGAGGCUCUGAUUCUCACAGAUGCCGAAAUCACUGUGCAACUCGAGGCCACCAAAGCGGCCAAAGCUGUCCCCAGUCACCUGGCACCAGCCGCAGCCUGGAAGCUUUGUGCGUCAUUGCUUGGUCCAAUUUUCGGCGCUUCCUUUCGUCAUCACUUCGUUCAAGGAUCGUCGGGCCACUUGCACGGAGACCUCACCGACGCUCAGAUGGUCAUGUUGCCCAAGGUGGGGAAAUCCCCACACAUCCUGGGAAAUCUCAGGCCCAUCGGACUCAUGGGACCGCCUUCCAAGGCCCUGGCCGGGGCCCUACGUGACCGUAUGCUUGAACAGCUCACCCGGCUCGUUACCCAGCGUCCACAGUUCGCAUACACGGCGGGGCGUGGCACCUUGAACGCCCUCAUCCGCAUUCAUCUGCACGUGGCCGAGGCCACCGCACUUCUCCGCUCUCAGCACAUCUCAAGAUUCGGCAUGCAUGCUGGCAGGCGGCCACUGCCCCUUGCGGGCGCACUCAGCCUGUCUCUUGACCUGAGUCGAGCAUUUGAUCUGGCGGACCGUUGUAGCAUCUAUAGCACACUGGAAAAGUAUCAGGUUCCACGUGCUGUGAUCGAUGUGGUGCAGCGCCUCCACACGGGUGCGCAGUUUGUCUACCAGGCGGGGGCCCACUCCGCGGCUUUUGUUCCCACCAACGGCCUCAAGCAGGGUUGCAAAAUAGCCCCAUGCUUGUGGGUGUGGUAUACCGUUGCCUUGUUCGAUACUCUUGAGGAGCGGCUCUCAGAAGCCUGGGUGCGGCACACCCCCACCAUGUUUGCAGAUGAUUGCUGGGCUCAUUGGAUCAUCAAAUCCUCUAGUGACCUUCAGCGUGCCCUCAAAGAAUUGCAGAUCCUUCUGUGCACCCUGGAAGACUACAAGAUGCGCAUCAACUUCUCGAAAACAGCCAUCUUGUUAAAACUGGUCGGAAAACAGGCUCAACAGGCCCUCCGGGAUUGCACGCGCCUCAAACAGGGAAUCCCCCAUCUCGUUGUGUCAGUGCACGGCCGCACUCAGCUCAUUCCCAUCAAGGCAGAACAUGAGUACUUAGGAUCGAAAGUCAGCUAUCACAACGUGGCUGAUCGAAACCUGGACCAUCGUCUGCAGGCGGGCCAGCUCCGCUACCACUCCAUCCAGAAGUCCCUCACGGGCCGGCAUGCCAUCACGCAGGCGCACCGCAUCCGACUGUGGGCAGCUUGUGUUUUUACUAGUACCGCAUACUCUCUCGCCGCAGUAGGCAUCACCGCGCAAGGGCUGCAAAAGUGGGAAACCCGUGCCCUCAAGCACUUAAGAGCCAUUAUGCGGAAACCCGCGCAUCUCACCCGAGUUACAAACGCUGCCAUCUGGCAACAGGCGGGAUUGCGCAGACCGGGGGAGCAACUCCUGGACCAGAUCCAACAGGCACGAGCCAAACUUGAGAUCAAGGCCCGGAUGACACCGGACAUCACCACCGAUGCAGGAGUGCUGCGCUACCUGCACCAGCACGAGGUGCACCUGCGCCUCCUACUCCAGCGCGAGCAGGAUCGUCCCUCUCAACCCACGCCCGCCCUGCAGCAUGCCUGCCCACACUGUGAGGCCGUCUUCUUGACGGAGCACGCGCUCCACAUUCAUUGCGGCGUCAAGCACCCAACUCCCACCGGGGAGGCCGGCAGAUCCGACCGGAAAUACACUUUUGAUCCUGCCCAGCAUUCGGUCGGUGGACUUCCACACUGCAGGGCCUGCGGCCGUAAAUUCACGAAGUGGCAGUAUCUCAAGCACCACAUUGAGGUGGAAUUGCGAGCGGAGCUCCAACCGCCUACACAGCCACCGCCGGCGAGCCAAGCGCCGUCGAUGCAAAAUCUGCCUCUUGUUCAGAACUUCAGGCUCAUUGCGUGCUGUGCCACUUCUGGGACAGUGUCACAAGCAUCUGCAGAUCAUUUAAAAGCCAGCUCAGUAGCGGUAGGUAUUGCCAGCAACAGGCGGCCUGUGAUGCCGAGCGACCUUCUCAUGGCUCAGGACAGCCAGGGCCUCAAUCCGGAGGCGGACAUCUUCAGGUAUGUGAACUUCAAGAACGUCACCUCCCAGCGAGGCCAGGGGAGCGAGGCCUCGGAGAACCAGCCCAACAAAAGGCCACGCCCGGAGCAGACAGCAACCCGACCGCGACGUCAUCCCAAACCAGCUGGGCGACCUUUUGGGGCGGGCGCGCUCGGGCCACAUCAGGACACCAUCAGGACACUCACCAAGGUCGUCAUCCGCCAGGAGGACCAGUUGGCCGAGUUGCGUGGCGACAAAGGCUUUUGUCUUUUUCUCCGCGAGGAUCCGGAGGUGAGCAUCAUACCGGCGCUCAUCCAGAUCUCCAAGGAUUGGCAUGCACGUCAGGAAGCCCGCGACUCGAUGCUCAAAUCCCCGCUGCGGACGCUGCUGAUGGCCUGCCUCAUCCGCCGACUGCGGGAACUCAUGGUACUCAUGACCUCCACACCGGAGUCGGUGAAGAAGCUUCAGGCAGCAGACUGGAUGAAUCAGGCGGAGGAAUGGACCUACUUCAAGUGGAACCACCAGGAAAAGAAGCUCGUCCGGGAUGUGGACAAAGAGGCCAUAGCACAGCCGGCGCUGCUAGAAAAGGUGGACUACCUGCUGGCGAACCUCCGGGGCGAUGUGGUCCAGAAGUUCACCUCCCGUCCCCGGCUUUACGAGAUGGAGGACACCAACGCCACGACGGCGACCUUCUUCCUUUCCAUCUCCCUGCGAGGGCCGGUGGCGCAGCAGGUGCACGAGCACCUAGUGCAGCUGAUCGGGGUAUCGGCGCUGAUGUUGGUGGGGGCCUCCCUCAAGAGGGAGCUGCCGCGAAGGGCGGCGAUAGUGCAGCAGCUGGCGGAGGUCGCUUCGACAGGGGUGUCAACAUGGAGCAGCCGUGCUAUCUCACCUUCGGGUGAG